Messenger RNA from Bactrocera latifrons, 1801 nucleotides. Its product is annotated as selenium-binding protein 1. The transcript has 6 exons. NCBI's taxonomy places the organism in Eukaryota, Metazoa, Arthropoda, Insecta, Diptera, Tephritidae. Bases 95 to 1561 code for a protein of 488 amino acids. The record is from RefSeq and is a predicted model, not a curated record. Gene Ontology annotation, molecular function: selenium binding.
UUGCCUUAUUUGCGCUAGUCGCUCAGUAGCUUUGAUCAGGUGUGGAUCGUUUUGUGUGCGAUAAGAAAUUGUUAUCAACCGAAAAACCUCGAAAAUGUCUAGCAAAGCUUGUUGCCAUGGUCCCGGCUAUAAGAGCCCACUUGACGCCAUGAAAAAUGGACCUCGCGAAAAGUUGCUCUACACAGUUACUGUGCAGCCUAAUCUAGACGAGCCCCACGGUGAUUACUUAUCAACUGUCGAUGUGGAUCCCGAAAGUCCGACUUACUGUCAGGUAAUUCAUAGAACCUUUACCAAUCGCAAGGGCAAUGAGCUUCAUCACUCGGGCUGGAAUGCUUGCUCCAGCUGCUACUAUGUGGAUGAGAAUUCUAAGCAGAUACCGAAGCGUGACAAACUUAUACUGCCCUCGCUUAUGUCCGAUUUCAUUUACGUAGUGGAUGUGGCGACUGAUCCACGCAAACCUUCUUUAUACAAGACCAUAGAUGGAGAUGUGUUCAAGCAACAUAACGUAACUGCGCCGCAUACAACGCAUUGUCUGGCUGAUGGCAAUGUAAUGAUUUCAACACUGGGCGAUGCUGAGGGUUAUGCCAAGGGCGAUUUUAUUCUCUUCGAGACGAAUAAUUUCAAUUGUGUCGGCACGUGGACCAAGGGCAACCAAGUGGCAUUAUGCGGAUAUGACUUUUGGUAUCAACCAUAUUUUGAUGUAAUGGUAUCAACGGAAUGGGGAGCACCCAAUAAGUUUAGACGCGGUUGGCGUACCGAAGAUCUCGACGAUAUGACACAAUAUGGUUGUCGAUUGAAUUUUUACAAAUGGUCAACGCAUACGCUAUACCAAACCAUUGAUUUGGGUGAGGACGGUACAACACCAUUAGAAGUUCGUUUUAUGCACAAUCCCAAACGUCCGGAUGGAUUUGUUGGCUGCUGCUUGAAUGCAAAUAUAUACUAUUUCAAAAAGAAACCCGAUUCCGAUGAAUUUAUAGCAAAAAAAGUUAUUGACAUACCUGGAAAGUUGAUUUCAAUUGAUGGUGGCAAGCCUGAAACUAUGAAUGGCAUGGUUUCCGACAUACUGCUCUCUUUGGAUGACAAAUAUCUCUAUGUAAAUUGUUGGCUGCCCGGUGAUCUGCGUCAAUAUGAUGUUACUGAUCCAGAAAAUCCACGCCUAACCGGUCAAUUGUUUUUGGGAGGUUUUGUUUGUGACGACUGGAAGAAUGUGGAAGUGCUUGAAGAUAAAGAACUCACCAAGCGUCCCGAACCACGCAUUGUUAAAGGCCGCAGACUCGAGGGAGGACCGCAAAUGCUGCAACUUUCUUUGGACGGCAAACGUUUGUACGUUUCAUCUUCACUUUUCUCACCAUGGGAUAAGCAGUUCUAUCCGAAGAUGGUUGAGAAAGGCGGAACCAUAAUUCAAAUUGACAUUGAUGUCGUUAAUGGUGGCUUAAAGUUGAAUGAGGAUUUCCUAGUUGACUUCGGUAAUGAACCAUAUGGACCGGCAUUACCCCAUGAAAUGCGUUAUCCAGGGGGUGACUGCACCUCCGACAUUUGGUUGGCUAACGAUGAAAAAUGAGUUUUGUAAAAUAUAGGAGUCAAUCCUAUCGUCAAUUCGCUGUAAAUUUCAGUAAAAAAUUACGGAAAUCAACGCAUUGCAAACAAUUACAUAUACAUAUAUCUCAUUCAUAGCAUGAAAGAUGGCUCUAUGUGUCAAGAAUGGCUUUCUAAAUGUGCAAUUUUCGUUUUUGCAAACUUCAUUCGAAAUGAAUUGUCAAUUAUGUAAUGCGAAAUUUUAAUGAAUACAUUUUAAAAUGAA